GUCUCUUUGGAUGUAAACCGAUCACGGAUUCUUAACAGGCGACGAAAGAAGUCUGUGGAUAUUUUCCAAAUGCACAGCCCUAAAUACUCGAAAGCACAGAGCUGUGCGUAUUUCUGCUCCAAAAAUGUCCUGGUGGCACUUAACACCCUUUACAUUUUCAUAGCCCUGGUAUUAAUAUGUGUAGCUGUUUAUGCCAAAGUAUCGUCCAAAAUAACCAGUCUUCCAAUCCUUGGUGGUGUUGUAGCCUGUGGUGUCUUCCUCCUUCUUGUUGCCAUUAUGGGUGUUGCUGGUGCAGUGCGUCACAGCCAAGUGAUUCUGUUUUUCUAUAUGAUCAUCAUGCUGCUUCUGUUUAUCAUUCAAAUGUCAGUGUCUAUUGGCGCCAUAGCAGUUUCACAUGAGCAGCAGUCUAAUCUAAUGAAGGCAGGCUGGGGAAAGAUGUCACCCGAUGUAAAGACAAAAAUCCAAACAAUUAAAGAUUGUUGUGGAUUUAAAAAUAAAAAUAUAACCUCAGGUGAAAUGGGGCAUCCAAAGUGUGACAAGGUAAGUUUUUGUGAUGAUACAUGCCCCAAUUGUGAAACAUGCUAUGACAAGUUAAAAGCUGUGGUAAAUCAUCUUCUGAAGGUGGCUGGAGGAAUUGGUCUGUUCUUCAGUUUUACCUUGCUGUUUGGUGUUUAUAUGGCUUGCCGAAAAAAAAAUCAAAAGGACCCUCGUGCCAACCCUGGGGCUUUUUUAUAAGUCCUUAGGGUAAAAAAAAAAAUUCUUCAUGCAACUAACCUUUCCUUAACCACUAGAUAGAACUUAUAACCAUGCUAAUUUACCAAUAACUGAAAAUAUGUAAAAUAAGAUUACAGAGACAUAAUUGCUUGUACAAAAAAAAACAGGUUUUAUUGCAUGUUAUUUUUGCCUUGUAUUUUGAUUUUUGUCGUCUGUUGCUGACUGUCAAUGUCAGGUGGAGUUAGUCUGAUUCAAUACAAUGAUUACAUAGAUGCCAUUAUUAUUUAAUAGAAGCAACACUAGUACCUAGUUUUAAUGAGCUUUAAGAUGUUAUUUUGAAAGACUAACUUUUAAACAAUGAAGUGACAUGGCAGAGUCUGCUAGCUUUUGGUGGGGGGUGGGGGGAGGGUAGUUAUUUUGAUAAGAGAGCAUCCCCAUCCCUACCCUAGGCAUAUCCCAUGGUCCAUGUGGAGUGGCUUGGUUCUACAGAGUAGUUAGCCUUGUGUUUAAAGUCAUAGAAUAAAAAAAUUUGUUGUUUGCUGCGAGUCUUUGAAAUCAUUAUUUGGCAAGGAAAACAGUCAUAAUCCGUGUAUUCAAAACAAGUAAGUUUGGUGCUUGAGUGCCAUAUUUGAUAAAAUACUUAAAAAAAAAAUCUCACUUGCUCGAGCCAUACUGGGGAACAUUGGCCCUUGGCUGUUUUUAUACAGACCUCAUUGCACUUGCUCUGUACUGCCACAACCUCGGUCCAAUAUUCCCCAGUAUGGCCUUGAUGCUUGGUUAAUAAGACUUUAUCAUUUGAAUCUGUCAUUCACCCUCUGGAAAGAAAUCCAUGGAUUGACUGAUUGUUAAAUUUUCCCACAUUAUGUGUGAAGGUUUGUACUUAUAGCAAAAAAAAUGAUAUAACGAUUCAAAUGUUUUUUAAGCAAAACAAAUAGCUUUCUUAUAGAGCAGUAUUACAGUGUUAAAAAAGUUGUCUAAAUGCUUCUUAAAAUUUUCUUCCCCAGCAAAAAAAAAAAUAUUUUGAGAAUAUUUCUAGAUGAGAAAAUCUCUGUAUGGAAGCAUUAUUGAAUAAAAAAAUUUAAGUAUUUCUGUGAUGUAUUUUUCUUGGUGAAUUAUUUAGGGUUGAAUUUUUGUUAUGUUAGGUAUAAAAGAUUAUGUUCAAAAAAUAAACAUUGACAGUAUCUUUC
Messenger RNA from Stylophora pistillata, 1901 nucleotides. Its product is annotated as tetraspanin-31-B-like. The record is from RefSeq and is a predicted model, not a curated record. NCBI's taxonomy places the organism in Eukaryota, Metazoa, Cnidaria, Anthozoa, Scleractinia, Pocilloporidae. Gene Ontology annotation, cellular component: membrane.